AUGCGCGCGCUGCGGUCGCGCUGCAUUGCGACCAACGCUGCGGUGCAACAGCCUGGCGUGCAGUCCCCGGGAAACGCUCCACCUGCCCGUGUUCCUCCAGUGCAGACGCCCUCGCGGCAGAGUGCGAAGGCCCGCAUACAGGCGAUCGAGAACGUGAAGCCGUUCUCGGAAUUCUUGACGGACAACUUCCAGCGCCAGCACGACUAUCUGCGGAUCAGCAUUACCGAGCGCUGCAACCUGCGCUGUCUGUACUGCAUGCCCGAAGAGGGUAUUCCGCUAUCGCCGCCCGCGACCAUGCUCACCACACCCGAGAUCUUCUACCUCUCAUCGCUCUUUGUAUCGCAGGGCGUCACCAAAAUCAGACUGACAGGCGGCGAGCCUACCGUGCGCCGCGACAUCGUUCCCUUGAUGCAGCAAAUCGGCAGCCUCCGACCGAAAGGCCUGCGAGAACUCGCCCUCACUACAAAUGGAAUAUCGCUGCACCGCAAGCUGGAUGCCAUGGUCGAGGCGGGCCUGACUGCCGUCAACCUCAGCUUGGACACCCUGGAUCCCUUCCAGUUUCAGAUCAUGACAAGACGGAAGGGUUUCGAUGCUGUUAUGAAAUCCAUCGACCGCAUACUCGAGAUGAACAAGCUGGGUGCAAACGUCAAGCUCAAGGUCAAUUGCGUAGUCAUGCGUGGACUGAACGAGCGCGAAAUCCUUCCUUUCGUGGACAUGGGCCGUGAGAAGGACAUGGAGGUGCGAUUCAUAGAGUACAUGCCGUUUGGCGGCAACAAAUGGAGCGAAAACAAAAUGAUCGGCUUUCAAGAGAUGGUCGACAUGAUCCGCACAAAGUACCCAGGCUUAGCAAGGAUACCUGGGCACAAGAACGACACAAGCAAGACCUUCCAAGUCCCUGGGUUUGUCGGUAAAGUCGGCUUUAUUACAAGUAUGACCAACGACUUUUGCAGCAGCUGCAACCGUCUACGCAUCACGAGCGACGGUCACCUGAAAGUCUGCCUUCACGGUAACGACGAAGUCUCCCUCCGCGAUCUCCUCCGGAAAGACAACAGCAAUGAGCCCAUCGACCAGGAAGCCUUCGAGCGCAUUAAGCAAAUCGAGAUGGACCGGCACCAAGGGCGCCUUCGCGACGAUACGAUCCUCGGCUGGGGCCAGCGCGAACGCGAACUACUGAGCGUCAUCGGUCAGGCUGUGAAACGCAAAGCAGAGAAGCAUGCGGAUAUGGGCGACCUUGCGAACAUGCAAAACAGACCAAUGAUUUUGAUUGGGCAGCAAGAACGCCUACGCGCGGGUUUUGGCAGUGGCCGAGCUGUCCGACACUCACAAUCAGCACGAACGGCUUCUGGCAUCCUAGCUACCAGCGCUUUUCUAAAUCCUCGUCUUGGACCGACACCCAGCACUGCAAGGGCAUUCUCCACAAGCCCUAUUCGCCAUGCGGACGAGCACGCGGAGAAGGGGACAUUUGCUGAUUACGAUCCUGUCGAACUCGAGAUCAAGGCUUCCAUUGGGAGGAAGCAUCAAACCUAUCUUCAGAAAAAGGCAGGGAGAGAUCAGCCAGGCAAGGACGCCGCGCGUCGAGAAGCCAGAGCUCAGCGAAAAAAGGAGCAGAUCAAUCAAUUUCAGAAGUCUAAAACUAAUACAGGUCAACAACCCACAGUACAGGUCGAUGAGAAGACCCGCCUGCUCCAGGAGCUGAUGAAGUCGCACGUCACAAAUCAGAAGGUGGAAAGUGUUGAUCAGGUGCAGAGGUCUGAGGGGGCUGAUGCAACAAGCAGAGCGAAGAGCAGCGAUCACAAAGAGAAGCUGGAGAUUGAGAGGAAGAAAGAGGAGUUGAUGAAGCGAAAGGAUAUCCUCGUUGUGAGAAUGGCGAGGCUCAAGGCUGGGAAACAAGGGGCUACUUUAGUCGAAGAGACGGGGAAAGCACGGCGACAGCCAACCACUUCUUCCGUUAAGAUCAAAUCCGCAGCCAACACAAAGAAGCAACAAACCCAGGAGUCCUCACUCCUCGCAAGUCGUUCUUCUAUCGACACCACCCAAGCCAAACCGCUCAACACGGAGUCUCUUCGUCUCUACCUCCCCGGCGGCAGAUUCACUAUCGACGAGAAUCUGGCUGUCGACAUCAAUGCCCCCGCCGCGUCCCUGCGCUCCCAGAUCUCUGCGCUGCAAGAUCGUCUCAAGUCGUUCCAUCCGCGCCUCGACAGUCUACCUUUCGACAUCAACAAAUCGUCAACAGAGAACAAACAAUACAUCCUGAAGACAUGGCUCAAGAUACUCGUCAGCAGGUUCCAAGCCAAAACUGGCGUCAGACCAAGUGCUGCUGAAGAGCAACUACAGCGUGUUCCGAACCAGACAGUCGGCGAAUACGGUCUCAGCGAGGAAGCCGCAGAACGAAUGGCGAAGAGGUGGAACAGUGUAUUCGCAGAAAGAAGAGGCUGCACUAUAACUGCUGUAGACGUUCAGAGAGCCCAGGAGAAAGAUAUCGAAGAAGACCAUGACGAGAUGGGGUGCUUGCAAGAUGAGUAUGCGACUGAAGAAGAAUUGGCUGCUGCGCAAAACGAGUCGCCCGCACUGGCACAAGCUUCUUCCAAACAGCCUCCAAACGCUCCUUCUGUCUCGUCUAGAAGGGAGGACAGUGUUUUGGGUCUCUCUAAUGAGGAUAACAACGCUUCCGUGCAUACGUUCACUGAAGAGGCUAAAGCGGUGAAGCCAUCGACGUCGCGCCGCUCGGGCAACCCCAACUCAAAAGCAGACGCAGUAGUGUUUGUCAGAAACGAGAAUCUUGGAGCCGAAAAAGCAGAAGCUUGCAAACGGCAGCUUUCCUCGCAGGAUUCCAAGCUGGAUCCUGAUGUGCUCAAAAACAACCUGCGAGACAGGGAGUUGGACUGGGCCGACGACAGCGAUAUCAAAGGCUCUUCGCAAGGCGUUCCCAUCGACGCUCUCUCGUCCAAGUACAGGAAGCCAACCUACCCCCAUCUCAAACCGUUCGAUCCCCGCUCGCCGAGCGCCAUCGCCCAAUUCAAAGGCAAAGGCUCGCUCUCCAAAAACUUCGAACGCGACUACUCCACCUCCCCACGCGCACCGCUCGAUCCCAGCCUCGCACCUCAAAAACAAAACGACAAGCCAAGCAGCCCUUUUCCAGCUGCGACGUCUACCACGCCCCAACCACAACCACAACCACAACCACAACCACAACCACAACCACAACCACAACCACAACCACAAACACAAACACAACCGCACCUCCCCCACCUGACCCCAACCGGCAGCGCGCACAUGGUCAGCAUCUCCGCCAAGGCGCACACAACCCGCACCGCCAUCGCCGUCGGCACCGUCUACUUCUCCAACCCCACCCCGCUCUCGCUCAUCACAGCCAACGCGCUAAAGAAGGGCGACGUCCUCUCCGUAUCGCGCAUCGCCGGCAUCAUGGCCGCGAAGAAGUGUCCAGACAUUGUCCCGCUGUGCCACCCGAUCCCACUGACGCACGUCGGCGUCGAGCUGCGCACGUUCCCUGCCGGCAGAGCCGCGGGCAGCGUGGCGGGUGGCGCGGACGAUUCGGGCCACGGCGGCGUGCAGAUCGAGUGCACGGUCGCGUGCUCGGGCGCCACGGGCGUCGAGAUGGAGGCCCUGACGGCCGUCAUGGGCACUGCGCUCAGCGUGGUGGACAUGUGCAAGGCGGUGGAUAAGUUUCAGCGGAUUGGGGGUGUCAGGGUUGUGCUCAAGGAAGGGGGGAAGAGCGGGGUGUGGCGCGAGGAGGGCUGGAGGUCGUGGCAGGAUCGGGGGGUGCGAGGCGCGUAG
This is a messenger RNA of Ascochyta rabiei, 3795 nucleotides long. RefSeq lists its product as uncharacterized. Gene Ontology annotation, molecular function: cyclic pyranopterin monophosphate synthase activity; GTP 3',8'-cyclase activity; 4 iron, 4 sulfur cluster binding. The transcript is spliced from 3 exons. Bases 1 to 3795 code for a protein of 1264 amino acids. The record is from RefSeq and is a predicted model, not a curated record. Gene Ontology annotation, biological process: Mo-molybdopterin cofactor biosynthetic process. NCBI's taxonomy places the organism in Eukaryota, Fungi, Ascomycota, Dothideomycetes, Pleosporales, Didymellaceae.